AUGCACAAACUCUGUGAGUACCACCGCCGAAAAGCCAACAACGUGCAAAAAGCAGGGCAAGAGCCAGCCGCAGACCCCGCCUCGGACUCAGACUCGGGCGACGACGUCAAGUCUCCGUGGGCCAACAUGACACUGGAGCCGCUGCCCUUUUACGCAACGAACUGCUCGAAGGCAGACCCACUGGCGUACGAGGACUGCCUCAUGCUGAUAAAGAUUCUGACGUAG
Molecule: messenger RNA, 225 nt
Organism: Saprolegnia parasitica CBS 223.65
Lineage: Eukaryota; Oomycota; Saprolegniomycetes; Saprolegniales; Saprolegniaceae
Exons: 2
Coding region: 1-225 (74 amino acids)
Source: RefSeq, a predicted model, not a curated record